AUGGACCUGAAAGCGCUGAUGCUCAAAGCUGGCAGCUGGCUGGUCGAUGGCUUUGGCUGCAUGUUUUACCUUUUGCCACCAAAUCAGCUGGCAUUGGAAAAGGGUGAGGCUGUUCCGAACUACUUGGCCACCCAUGGCAUAGCAAUGUUUGUUGUGCUCAUCUCCACCGAGCUGGCCAUUGGAUAUGCGUGUUCAAAGAAAUGCGUCUACCGCUUCAAUGACUUCAUUGGAUCUUUGUCUUCGGGGACCUGCCAGCAGUUGGUUGGGACACUAACUUCAAGACUUCUGAACCCCAAAGGCAGUUUCACAGUGGUUCAGAGCAAAUACAGCCUAAUGACGCUGAACGUCAAAGCAAGGCCAAUUCAAUCCUGGCUUCUGCUGAUGAUGGGUGUUGAUCUUGCUUACUACUGGGCACACCGUUGCCUUCAUGUCUUUCACUUGGGCUGGGCGGCCCAUAGUGUCCACCAUUCAGGUGAAGAUUACAACUUACCAACUGCCUUGCGUCAAGGCGCUUUGCAGCCACUCAUGACCUGGAUAUUUUCACUACCCUUGGCCUUGUUUUUCCCAGCAGAAUCAAUCUUGGUACAUUUGCAACUGAAUACGUUGUAUCAGUUUUGGAUUCACACCGAAUUUUGUGGCCGCUUGGGAUGGCUGGAAUUUCUCUUUAACACUCCCUUCCACCAUCGAGUGCAUCAUCGGCCCCCUGGAAACUGUAACUAUGCUGGUGUGCUCAUUGUUUGGGACCGACUCUUCAAGACAUACAGCACUGAAACUGAGCGCCUGGAUCACUAUGGCUUGGCGCAACCCGUGCGAAGCUUCAACGUUUGGGAGCUCAAUUUGCAGCAUUGGCGGAAGAUCGCGGGAAGUUCACGGGGCUUUCAGGGCGUGGGCCUGUGGCGACUGAUCCGCGCAUCUUUGGGACACCGAGCUCAUCAUCCCAUGAGAUUUUCACCGCAGGCAUUGCUGGAUCCCUUCGACCCAAUGAAGAAUGGGAGCUGGGCAUUGCCCAAAGAGGCAACGGGCAAAUAUCAGGGCGCUGAUCUGACUUUGCUUGGCAAAACGGCCGCUCUCACCGUGUUUCUGGGGAGUUUUCUGUGCCUCCAACGAGCUGAACGAAAGAAUGUGGAGCUGAUGCAGUUGUGUUGCAACGUUGGCGCUGGUUUGCUUUGGCUCGGUGCUUUAGGUGACAUGUUGGACCAGGGCACCUGCAAUAGGUCACUGAUGUUGAAAAUGUUCACCGCUGCAAGUGUCACUUUGGGGGAUUUUGCCCUGACCGCUGGGGUUUAG
Molecule: messenger RNA, 1287 nt
Organism: Cladocopium goreaui
Lineage: Eukaryota; Dinophyceae; Suessiales; Symbiodiniaceae
Source: the annotation of a GenBank genome assembly